Molecule: messenger RNA, 3336 nt
Organism: Brassica napus (rape)
Lineage: Eukaryota; Viridiplantae; Streptophyta; Magnoliopsida; Brassicales; Brassicaceae
Product: importin subunit beta-1
Exons: 3
Coding region: 169-2775 (868 amino acids)
Biological process (GO): protein import into nucleus
Cellular component (GO): cytoplasm; nucleus
Molecular function (GO): nuclear import signal receptor activity; small GTPase binding
Source: RefSeq, a predicted model, not a curated record
UGAAAGCUAUCCGAUAACUUGCUUCGCUUACGACCUCUCUUUCUCUCUCUUCCCUUUUUCGCUGGAAACUGUUUUCUCUCUCUAUCGCUCUCUCUCCAUACCUUUCUUCUAGGGUUUCAGUCUCCGAUCGCCGCCGCCGCCGUCGAGAUUCUAGACAAACUUGUGGCAAUGGAGGUCACCCAGUUGCUCUUAAACGCUCAGUCGAUUGAUGGAACUGUUCGUAAGCACGCUGAAGAAAAUCUCAAACUGUUUCAGAGUCAAAACCUUGCUGGUUUUUUGCUCUCACUUGCUGGAGAGCUUGCCAAUGAUGAGAAGCCAGUAGAUAGCAGGAAACUUGCCGGUUUAGUCCUUAAAAAUGCUCUCGAUGCUAAGGAACAGCACAGGAAGUAUGAGCUUGUCCAGAGAUGGCUCUCUCUUGACAUGGCAACAAAGACACAGAUCAGAGCCUUCUUGUUGAAGACACUUUCCUCCCCUGUUCCUGAUGUUCGUUCAACUGCCUCUCAGGUCAUUGCUAAGGUUGCAGGUAUUGAGUUGCCCCAGAACCAGUGGCCUGAGCUUGUCGGAUCUCUUCUCUCCAACAUUCACCAGUUACCAGCUCAUGUCAAGCAAGCCACUUUGGAGACUCUUGGAUACCUCUGUGAAGAAGUGUCUCCUGAUGUUGUAGAACAGGAGCAUGUAAACAAGAUUCUCACAGCGGUUGUUCAGGGUAUGAAUUCUGCUGAAGGAAAUAACGAUGUCAGACUUGCAGCAACCCGCGCUUUAUACAUGGCUCUGGGUUUCGCCCAAGCAAAUUUCAACAACGACAUGGAGCGUGAUUAUAUCAUGAGAGUCGUGUGUGAAGCAACUCUUUCCCCUGAGGUGAAAAUUAGACAGGCUGCUUUUGAGUGUUUGGUAUCCAUCGCUUCCACAUACUAUGAGAAGUUGGCGCAUUAUAUGCAAGAUAUAUUCAACAUCACAGCUAAGGCUGUUAGAGAAGAUGACGAGUCUGUCGCUCUACAAGCGAUUGAAUUCUGGAGCUCUAUAUGUGAUGAGGAGAUUGACAUCUUAGAAGAGUAUGGUGGUGAGUUCACUGGGGAUUCCGAUGUUCCAUGUUUCUAUUUCACUAAGCAGGCCCUCCCUGCGCUUGUGCCCCUACUGUUGGAAACUCUGCUUAAGCAAGAAGAAGAUCAGGAUUUGGAUGAAGGGGCUUGGAAUAUUGCAAUGGCUGGUGGGACAUGCCUCGGUUUGGUUGCUAGGGCAGUUGGAGAUGACAUUGUACCUCAUGUUAUGCCGUUCAUCGAAGAGAAAAUAUCAAAGCCUGAUUGGAGAGAGCGGGAAGCUGCAACAUAUGCUUUUGGUUCCAUUUUGGAGGGCCCUUCACCAGAUAAGCUGAUGACAAUUGUUAACGCGGCGUUAACAUUUAUGCUCAAUGCUUUAACAAAGGACCCAAGCAACCAUGUGAAAGACACAACCGCAUGGACUCUUGGUCGGAUGUUUGAGUUCCUGCAUGGUUCAACAAUCGAGACACCCAUAAUUACUCAGGCAAACUGUCAGCAAAUUAUCACAGUAUUGAUCCAGACAAUGAAAGAUGCACCUAAUGUUGCAGAAAAGGCUUGUGGGGCUCUAUAUUUUCUGGCUCAAGGCUAUGAGGAUAUUGGUCCCAACUCUCCAUUAACACCCUUCUUCCAGGAAAUUAUUCAGUCCCUUCUAGCUGUUGCACACAGAGAGGAUGCAACUGAAUCACGCUUGCGAACUGCAGCGUACGAGGCAUUGAACGAAGUUGUCAGGUGUUCGACUGAUGAAACAUCAACCAUGGUUCUGCAAUUAGUACCUGUGAUAAUGCUCGAGCUCCACAAUACUUUGGAAGGGGAGAAGCUUUCUUCAGACGAGAGGGAGAAACAAAACGAGCUUCAGGGACUGUUAUGUGGAUGCUUGCAGGUCAUCAUACAGAAAUUAGGAUCUGAACCGACCAAGUAUGUUUUCAUGCAGCAUGCAGAUCAAAUGAUGGGACUUUUCCUGAGGGUUUUUGGCUGUAGAAGUGCAACUGCACAUGAAGAAGCCAUGCUCGCCAUUGGCGCUCUUGCUUAUGCAGCAGGUCCUGAUUUCGCCAAGUACAUGCCUGAGUUUUACAAGUAUUUGGAAAUGGGUCUUCAAAACUUUGAAGAAUACCAAGUGUGUGCUGUUACUGUGGGCGUUAUUGGGGACAUCUGCAGAGCAUUGGAGGACAAGAUUUUACCUUACUGCGAUGGGAUUAUGACGCAGCUUCUGAAGGAUUUGUCGAGCAACCAGUUGCACCGGUCAGUAAAGCCGCCGAUUUUCUCCUGUUUUGGUGACAUAGCACUGGCUAUUGGGGAAAACUUCGAGAAGUACAUCAACUAUUCAAUGCCGAUGCUUCAGAGCGCAGCAGAACUAUCAGCUCACGCGUCUGGAGCUGAUGAUGAAAUGACAGAGUACACGAACUCAUUGAGAAAUGGAAUACUCGAAGCUUAUUCAGGCAUAUUCCAAGGGUUCAAGAACUCUCCGAAAACACAGCUCCUAAUUCCUUACGCACCCCAUAUUCUCCAGUUUCUGGACAGUAUAUACAUGGAGAAAGACAUGGACGAGGUGGUGAUGAAGACAGCGAUUGGGGUGUUAGGGGAUUUAGCGGAUACACUAGGGAGUCAUGUGGGUGGUUUGAUACAACAGUCAGUGUCGAGCAAAGAGUUCUUAAACGAGUGUUUGUCAUCUGAUGAUCACACAAUCAAAGAAGCAGCUGAAUGGGCAAAGCAUGCCAUCACCCGUGCCAUUUCUGUUUGAAGGGCUCUUUUCUCUGUGCCUUUCGUUUUGUUUUUCUUUUACAGUAAAGUCUGCAUGCAUCUCUGGGUGGGUUUGAGUCUGGGAAAGGGUAGAGCUGCAACAGCCGAGAGUCACAUCAUCAUCAGUUUCAUUUGCAUCAUCAGCAUUACUGGGGUCAGCAUUGAGUCAUGGAUGGGGGGGGGGGGGGGAUGAUGAGUUUUGGGGGGUAGAUAAUGAAACUGGAAAGAGACGCCGGUGAGACUUUGGCCGGAGGUGAGUAGGAGGAGUCGUUUUCAGGUGGUUUUGGGGACAAAAGGUUCAUCGAACUAUCAUAAUACUCUACUACAUUUGUUUUCAUGUCAUAUGUUUCUUUUUCUUCAACCCCUUGAGGGGAAGGUCUCUGGUUUUUUAUCAAGUGAGGGGGCAUUAUCAGAUGACACAAUCCCUUGGAUUUUUUUUUUUUACUUGUUUAGUUGCAUUCUUUGCAUCAUCGUUUUGUCACUUUCUUUUGGGGUUUUGUAUGUUUGGUUAUAAAAGCAUGUUCACAUUUUUAUUUUUAUAUAAAAAAAGUUGUCAGGUCUA